AACCAUAACAGCUGUGUUUAUUGCGGACGUAUAAUAAUGAUGGGUCUUUGCCAUUUUUUUAUUUUGUUGCGUACCAUUUAAACUGUGCAUUACAGUAACAACAUGGCCGCUUCCUCUCAGGUCUGCUUGUGAAGCUCGUUUCUGGCGGACAUCACAAAACACAGUCAGAAUGAUAACUCCGAUGUUUGACCUGAGCCAGGAUCCUGUGUACCUGAUCCUCUCCAUCCGGGUUCCCUACACCAGAACAUCAGAGUUUGAUCUCUAUAUAGAUGGAACAGAUGUGAAAUUCUUUGCCAAACCAUACUUUCUUAGGUUAACACUUCCAGGGAGGGUCGUGGAAGAUGGAAGAGAAAAUGCCACGUUUGACAUUGAUAAAGGUCUAUUCACCGUGCAGAUCCCUAAAGAAACAGCUGGUGAGCACUUUGAAGGCCUCCAAAUGUUGACGAGUCUCCUUGCUCCCAAAGGGUCCCGCUCAGCAAAACCUCUGUUUGAGGACAUGAGCGCAGGCGGCAGUGAAAGUGUGGGCAAUAAUGAAGGGGAAGAUGAAGAAGACUUUGACUGGCAGGUUGAGCAGGAGGUUUACGUUGAGAGCUCUGAAGAGGAGCUAAGAGGCCUUCACAAAUAUGGCUUUGGCAAUCAGAGGUCUGGAGUGUUUGCCAGAUUACAGGAAGAACUCAGUGAUGUGAUAGAUGUCAAGAACCCAGAUGGUUUGACGGUAGCCAAGAGGAGGCAAGAGCGGCUGAUCGCGGAGGCCUCGGCCUUCUCCCCCGAUCACUACCUAGCUGAUCUGUUUGAAGAUGAUGAGAUAAAGAGACUGCUCAAAUUCCAACCAUGGUGGACAAAACAUAGCCCUUCACCUGAGCAUGAAGGAGAGGCUGCCAUAUUGUUCAGUGACGAAGAGAAGGAGCAGCUGAGAAAAUUCACCAACCGAUCGUACCUGCUCGACAAGACUUCCCGUUACCAAGUGUGGCUCAGCCUGGUGGACAUCCUCCUGGCUUACUCCUAUGAAGUGCGCUCUACAGAGGGAGACUACAAUGUGGAGGCACCGUGGACAAUUCGAAAACUUAGCGGCACGCUAUGUUGGCUGGAGACUUACAGCUCCUUACAGGAGGUCCUGGUGUCAUUUGGAAGAAGGGUUUUAUGCUAUCCGCUCUACCGGCACUUUGCCAUGGUCUCGGCUGCCAUUCGUGAUACAGCUUUGAUGCUGCAGUCAGGGAAAGCCUGCGUCCUCAAAUGCCUGCUUGAUAUUCACAAAGUCUUCAGACAGAACGACCCAGCGUACAUACUCAACGAUCUGUACACUACAGACUAUUGCAUCUGGAUCCAGAGGAUCAAGUCCCAAAAGUUGCCAGCCUUGGCCGCUACUCUACAAAAAGCCUCCUUAGAGAAAAAAGACUUGGAUCUGGAGAUUGAAGAGCUGGAAGAGGCGGCCACAAUGGUGGUUGGGGACGAGGAGGACGGAGCCUCCGAGAGUGCUUCAGGGAGUGACAGCAGCUCUUGUGAAGAAGACAAGUCUGAAACCACGAAAGGAGGGGGAGGAGAGUCAUCUCAGGACAGCCUUCUCCAGCCCCAACACACUUCCCCCGCCCUCGCCAUCCCGCAGGAGCACGCAGUCACGCUCCUGUCAGCGGACGGCCGAAUCGACGUCCUCCCACGAGCCUCCCGCGGCGCCAGACCGCUGAUCCAGGAGCUGGGGGAGCUGAGAAUCGCUCAAGACGUCUGCAGCAGUCCUGAAGCGGAGACGAAAUGUUUGCGGCCAAGCGGCGCGGCAGCGAAGGCGAGCGCAGCAACAGAAGGUAGCAGCAGUGGGUCUUUAUUGUUAGAGCCCAGUCGAAGGAGAAAGCCUCUGCUCGUCAUUGAAACGCAGGAUGAUCUUCACACGGCGGACUUGAUCUCAUGAUGUGCUUGUAGAAAGCUGCCAUGAAAUGUAACCUUGAGGGAAGUCAUCAAUUACCUUUCAUGAAGCUUCUUGUAGCUGCAUUGGAUUUAUAGUACAGGCCUUCUUCAUGAAUGUUUCAUACGUCAUGUUUAGUUCCCUUGCAUCAAAGUGAGUGUUUUCCAGCUCAUUACUAAGACUAGCAGGGACAAGUGCUUUUCCUGCCAUGUUUAUUUCACUGCUUGGUGUAGAAACACUGCCAGGGUCUUGGGAUGCCUCCCGCUUUACUUUAUCACUUGUUGCCAGUUAUGCAUUCAAAAGUCCUUUGUUUCGUUUCUAAGCAAAUGCAACCCUUUGCUUCCAUGUGUUCACUUGAUUUCUUUUAAACGCUGGCUUGUUGAGAAAGCAGAGUGCUUCCUCUUUUAAAUCUAUGACUUCUUGUCUUGUAAAUUUACGAGAAUAAAAGUCGUAAAUGUAAGAGAAUAAAGUUGCAAUAUUAUGUGAAUUUAGGAGUUAUUUGCAAGAAUAGAGGGGGGGCUAAUGUGACCUUUGGCCUUGGGCAAAGGUACUAUGGCGGCCUUAUUCUCGUAAAUAAGUAAGUCGUAAAUUUACGACUUUAACUUGCAAAUUUACGACUCAUUUGCGAGAAUAAAGUUGUAAAUUUAUGAGAAAAAAGUCAUCAGUUUAUUAGAAUAAAGUUGCAAUAUUUCUUAGAUUUACAACUUAUUUCAGAGAAUAAAGGGGGGGACUAAUGUGACCUUUGGCCUUGGGCAAAGCUCACAUUGCAACUUUAUUCUCGUAAAUUUACGACUCCUAAUUUACAAGAAAAAGUAGUAAAUGUACGACAUUUAUGAGAAUAAAGUCGCAAUGUUAGGUAAAUUUACAACUUAUUUCCGAGAAUAAAGGGGGGCUUAUGACCUUUGGCCUUGGGCAAAGGUCAUAAUGCGACUUUACUUUUUUUCUCAAAGUUACAACUUUAUUCUCCUAAUUUAUGACGUAAAUUUACGAUUUAUUUACGAGAAUAAAGUUGUAAAUUUACGGGGAAAAAGUGGUACAUUUAGGAGAAUAAAGUUGCGAUAUUAUGUAAAUGUGAAUAAAGUCGUAAAUGUAUGAUUGAUUUCAUGUCAGAUUAUUUACUUAUUUUUUCCAGUGUGGCCCAAAUACUCCGUCAUAUCCUCGUACUGAGUACCCUACCCUGUAUUGACAUAAAAAAAACCUCCAAAGGAGUCUGUGC
This is a messenger RNA of Dunckerocampus dactyliophorus (ringed pipefish), 3110 nucleotides long. RefSeq names its product SHQ1, H/ACA ribonucleoprotein assembly factor (gene shq1). Lineage: Eukaryota; Metazoa; Chordata; Actinopteri; Syngnathiformes; Syngnathidae. Gene Ontology annotation, cellular component: cytoplasm; nucleoplasm. The record is from RefSeq and is a predicted model, not a curated record. Gene Ontology annotation, biological process: box H/ACA snoRNP assembly. The transcript is spliced from 12 exons. Bases 170 to 1900 code for a protein of 576 amino acids.